AUGGGGCCCUCCAGCAUCACUAUGGGGCCAAAUUCUGGCCACCAAAGCUCAUUUCUGGAGUCCCAAGCCCUCAGCGGCGACGUUGAUGCGCGGGAAGAAAACCAGAGGACGCAGCAUGGAAUUGUUGAUGCCUCCAUGAUGAACACCGUAAAUGACGAGCAACAAUCAGACGACUCGGUUUCAGUGUAUUCCAUCGCUCCUUCUUCUCAUUUGCAACGCGAUUCAGGUACAAUUCUCGCUGUGAAGGGGGCCGAUACAUCUGAGACUGGGUUACAAAUCAGUCGUCUCAUGGAUGAGCUAUCAUCUUUGCAGGACCAAGUCUCCAUGUUAGAGAAGCAAGCCAAAGACGAAGCAAAAGAAGCUGAGAAGAAGUUCCAUAUAAUCCGAAGCUGUUUACGAUCAUCAGCAGAUCCUCUACGCCUACAGUCUGAGAACAAUCUGCUCUCCGAAUACAAGUCACACUUUGAGUCAAUGAAAAUGGACUUGGAUGCUAUUACACAGAAGCAGGCCCUUGGUAUUCCAAACAAGGAAAUCGAAUUCAAGAUGAACGUGAUCGAAAACGAAAUCAGUCAAAUGAGUUUGCAGGUGUUUAUGUCGACAUCAGAGCCCAGGGCAGUAUCAAUAGACCCGCAACAUUGGCACUCCCACACCCAAAUUGCGCGUCUCAUGGAGCGUAUAGCUCCUUCGAGUACCUGGAGCUUGCUUUCACGCAGCACUUGCCUUCCAUCUUCAGAUUUCCUCCGGUCGCUGAUUGCCGCGAGCGUCUGCGUUCACGUUUUCGACGCUCCCGUAUUCAGCUCUCUUAUGGACUCCACGUUACUUCAUAACUUCUACAAGAUCAUUUUCAGAAUGACGAAAGGCAAGUUCUUCAUUAGGACCUGGUGA
Neoarthrinium moseri is the source of this 885-nucleotide messenger RNA. RefSeq lists its product as uncharacterized. The record is from RefSeq and is a predicted model, not a curated record. The coding region runs from base 1 to 885 and encodes 294 amino acids. Lineage: Eukaryota; Fungi; Ascomycota; Sordariomycetes; Amphisphaeriales; Apiosporaceae. The transcript is spliced from 2 exons.